AUGAUCCCGUUGAUUCUUGGGGUCUUACUGCUGAUCUGCGCGUACGGCGUCACGCAGUUGCGUGAGCGGCGCGCGCGCAAGAUGUUGGCGGGUCUACCAUCGUACUCAUAUCUGCCAUUUGUGGGGAACUUACACCACUUUUUUGGAGGUCCUGAAGAAGUAUUUCGAAAAAUGACCGAGUUUUGUCAAAAAGCCGAAGAGACUGACAAACCGGUGCUAUUGUGGGCCGGCAGUUUUCCUGUUCUGUUUUUGUGCAAUGCUGAGGAUGUGAAGCUGGUGACCAACUCGUUUGUGGGUAAACCUUACUAUUACUAUUUCGCCAAACAGUGGCUCGGGGACGGCAUCUUAAUUGCACCAGCGCCAAUUUGGAAGCGCAACAUCAAGAAGAUAGCAUCCGCCGGCUCCUUCAACACAACUACAGUGGAGAGUUAUCAAGAGAAGUUCAGCGCUCAAGCUGUCAAGUUGACAGAGCUAUUGAAGGCUGAAGCCGGUAGACCGCCCUUCGACAUGAUGGAUAUACUGGCUAAUAUUACUCUUGAAACUGUGUGUCAAACGGCGCUUGGUGUAUGCUAUACAUCAGACUCCACUUUCAUGGUGAAGUACUACCACUCUUUCAACCGGACCCUCUCCCUGAUGUUCUCCAGGGGGUUCAACAUUCUCUACCACUCGGACUUCCUAUACAGUCUUACACCAAUGUAUCGAGAGUUCAAUAAGCAUGUGGCUGUUCUACACGAGGUCACGGAUGCGGUAAUGUCUCAAGUAAGCGAACAAAGAGAUAAUAUGAAGAAACCUGGAAAUGACACAAACGGUAAACCCCGAGCGAAAUACAAAUCUUACCUGGACUAUCUCCUGGAGCUUCACGAGAGGGAUCCCAGCUUCACCUGGGACCAGAUCAGGUCGGAGGUGCACACCAUCAUCCUGGCUGGACAGGAGACAGUCGCUACAGCGCUGUACUACAUCUUCCUGAUGGUCGGAUGCCAUCCAGAAGUCCAGAAGAAGUUGUAUGAUGAACAAAAAGACAUAUUUGGUGAUAGCAAGCGGCCAGUGACCCAGGCUGACUUGGACCGCAUGGUGUACUGCGAGGCCGUUGUCAGCGAGACCCUCAGACUGUACCCCCCGGCACCCUCAGUCAUAAGAUAUGCUGACCAGGAUCUGCCUAUCAGUUCGUGCACAAUACCUAAAGGCACAGCAUGCUGCGUUGGGGUCUGGGGUCUCGGCAGGUCUCGUCGUCUUUGGGGCUCCGACGCGGAGGAGUACCGCCCUGGACGGUGGCUGGAGCCCGACUGCCCUGGGAAUACCGUGGCGUUUGCGUCUUUCAGCUACGGAAGACGAGCGUGCAUUGGGAAAAAAUACGCAAUGGCAUUCAUGAAGACGGCGCUGUCUCAGUGUGUGAGGGAUUUGGAGUUCAAAUCUGAGGCCGACAAAAUGCAGUUCAAGGUUGCUUUAGCCCUGAGGCCAGUUAAUCAUCAUUUCAUCGAAAUAAGUCUGCGAAAAUGACAGAAUAUGUAA
This is a messenger RNA of Amyelois transitella, 1509 nucleotides long. RefSeq names its product cytochrome P450 4d1 (gene Cyp366a1). The record is from RefSeq and is a predicted model, not a curated record. NCBI's taxonomy places the organism in Eukaryota, Metazoa, Arthropoda, Insecta, Lepidoptera, Pyralidae. The transcript is spliced from 10 exons. Gene Ontology annotation, molecular function: monooxygenase activity; oxidoreductase activity, acting on paired donors, with incorporation or reduction of molecular oxygen; iron ion binding.